UUCCUCCUUGAUCACUAGGAAAAAAAAAUCUCUCCACGCUGCCUUCCAUGCCUCCCAAGGCGUUCCCGUUCGUCCACGCCGCCUCACAUGCCCCCCACGCCGUUCCCGUUCGUCCCGCCUCUGACGCCAUUGUCAUUCUACCUAAUAAUUUCUCUUUCUUAAGAUGACCGGAACAAGUUCCAGCGACCGUAGAAAGUGGAAGACAAGGGGCAUCCUCCGUCCCUCCUCUACGCCAAAAACGUACAGCUCAGCUCUCCGACCUCUACUCGUUCUCUAAAGGACACGAAGCCCCAUCUCUCCAUCGGGUUCCUCUUGCAGCACUUUACCAUCCGCGUGGGACGGGCGGUGUAUGCUACGAACGGUGGGCGUGUUCGGCUUGCUUCCACUAGCCGUACCCCCGAAACCCCUUCACGUGGCCCCAUCUCUGCCGCCCAAUCCCAUAUUUAAGAGACCCGCGCUCCGUCUUCAAGCUCUAUAAAUCUAUUCCCUCCUCACCGCAGGAAGUGGAUCUCUAGAUCUGCGCCGUUCCCAAGCCGAGACGUCCUUCUCCCCUGUGCGCUCUAGGAGAGAGAUCCUUAAGAAAGAUGGUGGGGAGGAAGCCUGGCGUUAUUGCUUUGUUUGAUGUUGAUGGCACGCUCACAGCUCCAAGGAAGGGGAUAACACCAAAGAUGCUUGAGUUCAUGCGAGAGCUUGGGGAGGCUGUUACAGUAGGUGUUGUCGGAGGAUCUGAUCUUGUUAAGAUAUCGGAACAGCUUGGGAAAUCAGUCAUAAAUGACUAUGAUUAUGUAUUUGCGGAAAAUGGUCUUGUUGCUUAUAAAAAUGGAGAACUAAUUGCUAGCCAGAGUUUGAAAUCAUUCCUUGGUGAAGAAAAACUCAAGGAAUUUAUUAAUUUCACCCUCCAUUAUAUUGCCGACUUGGAUAUCCCUAUCAAAAGGGGAACAUUCAUAGAGUUCCGCAAUGGAAUGCUUAAUGUCUCCCCAAUAGGGAGAAACUGUAGCCAGGAAGAGCGAGAAGAGUUUGAAAAGUAUGAUAAGGUUCACAACAUACGACCAAAGAUGGUCUCUGUGCUUCGUGAAAAAUUUGCACAUUUCAACCUGACAUUUUCCAUUGGAGGGCAGAUAAGUUUUGAUGUUUUUCCACAAGGUUGGGACAAGACCUUCUGUUUAAGAUACCUCAAUGAAUUCCCAGAAGUCCACUUUUUUGGGGACAAAACAUACAAGGGAGGAAAUGACUAUGAGAUUUAUGUAUCUGAACGUACAACGGGUCAUUCAGUGACCAGCCCAGAUGAUACAGCAGAGAAAUGCAGAUCGCUCUUCCUGACAAAGCAAAAUGGGGAUGCUUGAGCUUCUGUUGGCAUAUUGGAUCAUUUAAUUUGCUUCUUUCUUCAGUCAAUUUAGCAGAAAAUAGGAUGUGUUACAAUUCCUGGUUUCAUAAAUUUGGUUUCUGUCUACCUUUUACAAUGUUCUAUCUUGGCAAUCAACAGUUUAAAUGCCUAUGUUAUUAAUCAAGACAAUAAAAUAAUGUUGGUGGAGACCUUUUCGUUGCC
Molecule: messenger RNA, 1546 nt
Organism: Elaeis guineensis (African oil palm)
Lineage: Eukaryota; Viridiplantae; Streptophyta; Magnoliopsida; Arecales; Arecaceae
Product: phosphomannomutase
Biological process (GO): protein N-linked glycosylation; GDP-mannose biosynthetic process; mannose metabolic process
Cellular component (GO): cytosol
Molecular function (GO): phosphomannomutase activity
Source: RefSeq, a predicted model, not a curated record